Molecule: messenger RNA, 750 nt
Organism: Micropterus dolomieu (smallmouth bass)
Lineage: Eukaryota; Metazoa; Chordata; Actinopteri; Centrarchiformes; Centrarchidae
Product: sclerostin domain-containing protein 1-like
Exons: 3
Coding region: 1-750 (249 amino acids)
Biological process (GO): negative regulation of BMP signaling pathway; negative regulation of Wnt signaling pathway
Molecular function (GO): BMP binding
Source: RefSeq, a predicted model, not a curated record
AUGGCAGAUGACCGACAGAUGUUCUACGAUUUUAUUGGUAAAAAGAAUGAACCCGCUGUAAUUUACUCAGAAUGCAUCACUGCGCACAGAGAAGACUUCUUGCUUAGAGAGAUUUGGAGCAGCAGGAGUGACUGGAGCUCGGUGCAGGCUGCAGUACAGCUCCUGGCGCUCCUGUUGCUGCUGAGCAGGAGCAACUCAGCUGUUCACAACGACGCCACAGAGUCAGUCAGUACUCAGCCGGUCCACCACACUGAAGACGAGCCAGCUAACGAGGACACAAACCAAGCGAGGAACGGCGGGAGACGGCUGGCUGACGCGGUGCGUAAUGGCCCAGACCAGAGCCAGGUGGGCUGCAGGGAGCUGAGAUCCACAAAGUACAUCUCUGAUGGCCAGUGCACCAGCGUCACCCCCAUUAAGGAGCUAGUGUGUGCUGGAGAAUGUCUACCAGCCCACCUGCUUCCCAACUGGAUCGGGGGUUACACUGGGAGAUACUGGAGCCGACGCGAUGCCCAGGAGUGGCGCUGUGUCAUCGACCGGACCAGGACCCAGCGGAUCCAGCUGCAGUGCCAGGACGGCACCUCCAGGACCUACAAGAUUACUGUGGUGACCUCCUGCAAGUGUAAGCGCUACUCCAGACAGCAGAAUGACUCAGGACACAAGGACACGUCCGUCCACAGCAGUACACAAAGGAAAAAUCAGAAGAAGGCUGGCCGCCCUGACGAGACAGUCGGGGGGCAGUCUGACUUUUAG